UGGUCAUGGCACUCCACAAUUUGAAGCUCAGUCGAAUAUGGAUUACACAGGCGUACAGGAUGCUGGCGUGGAACAAACGGAUACCAUUACCGACUUGGAUGCAUUGAUUAAAAAAAAUAUCGUUGAUGCUGUCAAUGAGAUUGUGCCUAUCGCCAUUGAGAAGUACCUUGACGCAAACAUCGAUAGGGUUGUAGAACGUGCGGUUUCAGCAGCGGUGGAUAAAAGUUUUGCGAUGAAUUUCGCUCGACUUACUGCAAUGACUGGGGUUAUAAAAAACACGGAAACGGAAGUUGACGUAAGAGCUGAGCAGCAUGCACUAAUCGACACUGAAAAGCAACUGGACGAUUGGAACACAGACUUAGCACAGGAUGCUGUUCGGAAGAAAUAUAUGGAAUAUUUUUCGAAAAUCAUCGUACCGAAUUCGUACCUCGAGAAGGGAGAUGACGCGUUCUACAUAAUCUCGGAUUGCCUUUUCACGCGACGGUUCUGGAACCGUUUCACAUGGACAGGGGUUAACAGAGGUGGCAAGUCUGAGCGUGGUUUUCGUGAAUUUGGGAACGUCACGGAGCUUCUACUGAGCCUUGUUCAGAUUGGAGAUCCGAUGUAUACAAGACUGCUGCUUGAGAAGUUUUGCAAGACCCGUUUGUUCAGGCAUGCCAAAUCGCGAGCAACCAACAAGAUGCUGCGGAAGUCAUCCUGUCGUACCAAACGUAGUGGCAAGAAGAAGCAAACGGAGAAGGACGUAACUGAUGGUGUUCCUGAUACCGGCAGUGCAGCUACUAUUCACUCUGAUGAUGAGGAUAUGGGAGAAUUUGAGAACGCAUCAAGCGGAGAAAAAACGAGAUAUCUGAAGAUGAAUCGAUCGGUCAGGAAUCGAUUGUUAGCAGUAGUGAUAGCUCGUGUUAAACAUUUCGUUUAUUUUUUGACUGAGAUUGUUGAAUUGAUUUUUUUUAUUUAGGCAUUUCGUUACAUAAGAUAAUUCUUUACAUUUGAUUGAUCGUUUUGUUCUAACUUUUACUUCGUAUUUGUCAAAGUAUGCAUAAGUGGAAUGAAAACAAUUUCAUGUCUGCGUGUAAAAGGUACCAUCAUACAUAAUAUUGCAUCAG
Aedes albopictus (Asian tiger mosquito) is the source of this 1106-nucleotide messenger RNA. RefSeq lists its product as uncharacterized. Bases 38 to 958 code for a protein of 306 amino acids. The record is from RefSeq and is a predicted model, not a curated record. Lineage: Eukaryota; Metazoa; Arthropoda; Insecta; Diptera; Culicidae. The transcript is spliced from 2 exons.